Messenger RNA from Drosophila persimilis, 997 nucleotides. RefSeq lists its product as uncharacterized. NCBI's taxonomy places the organism in Eukaryota, Metazoa, Arthropoda, Insecta, Diptera, Drosophilidae. Bases 14 to 514 code for a protein of 166 amino acids. The transcript has 3 exons. The record is from RefSeq and is a predicted model, not a curated record.
CCUUAAGGAAGCCAUGACGGCAGUGCCAAUGAAAGCCCUCAUCGCUGGCGUCUUCUUGCUGGCAAAUGCCUGGCACAUUUCAGCCGGACAUGAGCAGCAGCAUCAGCGGCAUCUGCAGUGCUGGCACUGCAGUUCGGACACCAUUGGGGCAGAGGACUUCUGCGAUGUGACCUUCCAGGAGGACAACAUACCCACGGAUCUCAUCAAGGAGCGGAACAUCAAUCUGCUGAGGAGCUGCAAUAGCACCAUCAACUCGGAUCACGAGCGGCCCGUCUGCCGCAAGACUGUGGAGGAGAACAAUGGCAAGAUGAUAACCAAACGCUUCUGCUACUACACCAACAAAUCGGAUCCCGUGGAGCUGUGCAACGUGACCAGUCCCGAGAAGAAUGUGCGGCGGAUAUUCUGCGAGGACUGCCUCACAGAUCGUUGCAACAGUGCCCCCGGAUUGGUGGCGAUUAUGACGGCCAUUCUUAUGAUACCCAUCCUGGGUCUAGUUCCACAGCUGGCCAUAUAAAUGAAGGACUGGACUGGACUGGGCUCAAGGAAGGUCCUUCUGUAGCAUCUCUCUCUCUUUAUCCUGUAUUUUAGUUGGAACGUGAUAUUUUGCCUGGUCCAUGGAGCCGGGCUGUUGCUGAUUAACGAUUUAGUUAGUUUAAUUUACUCUUUAGCCUAGAUUUCCCUCAAAGAUUAAGUAAUUAUAUUAGUUCUUGUACGCGUAUGAUUUGCCUGGCUGAGUGCCAAAGUUAGCCAAGCUCAAAGCCCCCUCUAAAAGCCUUUCCACAAAUAAAUAUAAAUAUCCCAAAAAUACCCCUAAUACCAGUAAAAACAGUAUACUAUGUGAAACAUAUUUUAAUGUAAAGCAAACAAACACAAACAAACAAAACAUUCUAUGUAAUUAUCACAGUUGCAACAAAAAAUGAUGACUCAAGAAUUAACACAAAAUACUCAAGCACACACUCACUCAAACACCGAAUAAAGUUUACACAAUUGAAUCCUC